This is a messenger RNA of Pygocentrus nattereri (red-bellied piranha), 3252 nucleotides long. It is a transcript of the gene map7d1b, whose product is annotated as MAP7 domain containing 1b. Bases 347 to 2653 code for a protein of 768 amino acids. Gene Ontology annotation, cellular component: microtubule cytoskeleton. Gene Ontology annotation, biological process: microtubule cytoskeleton organization. The record is from RefSeq and is a predicted model, not a curated record. The transcript has 19 exons. NCBI's taxonomy places the organism in Eukaryota, Metazoa, Chordata, Actinopteri, Characiformes, Serrasalmidae.
ACCGCCGCGGGGAGGCAGCUCCGCACACUCGCCCCUUCUCUCGCUCCCCCUCCUUGUUUUUUGGGAUUUUUUUUUAUCUCUGCUGAGCUUUCUUUUUCCUGAAGUAGGGCGGUCGGUGUUCCGUUUAUUCCUUCCUCGGGCUGGAUUUUCGCCUUAAAUCAAAGCUUUAAGUCAUUCUCGCCGUUUUAAAAGGCUUUUUAAAUUACUCAUCGGGCGCGUUUUGAGUAGAGAAUCUGCGAUUUUCCCGAAAUCUCUUGUUUUUUUCUCCUCUCUUCUGGACUCACUGGUGGAAUGACGGACUGUGGAGAGGAGCAGCGGAGAUAAGACACGAAAAUAAGACGCAGAAAUGGAGAACACGGAGCUCGAGAGCAGUUUUGAACAAAAACUGUCGCUGGCAGAAAAAGCACUCAGCAGCUCCCCUAUAGAGUCCACUUCCCGGUUGGAGAAGCAGAAUGGCCCGGACUCGGAGUUCCUAAAAGCCGAUGACACCACUAUCACUGAUUCCUCUCUGAUCACUGACCCUCCCUCAAAAAUAGAAACACCCGGCAAACACGACACCACGCCCAGCACGCCUGCAGCCAGCACCCCUCAGGCCAAAAAAGAUGGGAUGAGCUCAGAGCAGAGACAGAAGCUGGCUAAGCAGAGGAGGGAGGAGAGAGCCAAAUACCUGGAUCAGCGAACUCAGGAGCAAGCGGCAAAGAAGGCUCAGUGGUUGGAGAAGGAGGAGAAAGCUCGGCGUCUGAGGGAGAGCCAGCUGGAGGAACGCAGGAGGAGGCUGGAGGAGCAGCGGCUGAGAGCAGAGAAGCGCAGGGCACUCCUGGAGGAGAAGCAGAGGCAGAAACUGGAGAAGAACAAGGAGAGGUAUGAGUCUGCCAUCAAAAGGUCAACCAAAAAAACCUGGGCCGAGAUCAGACAGCAGAGAUGGUCGUGGGCCGGCGGGUUGAACCAGACGUCUCGCAGAGAAAGCAGAUGCUCGGCCUCCACAGUAAACCUGCCACGGCAGACGGAGCCUGUCAUUAACAACAGGCUGUCCAAGUCGUCGGCGACGCUCUGGAACUCGCCCAACCGAACCCGGAGUCUGCGUCUGAGCCCCUGGGAGAGCCGCAUCGUUGAGAGACUGAUGACCCCCACACUGUCCUUCCUGGCUAGAAGCCGCAGCGCUGCCACGCUUCUGAAUAACAACGACUCCCAUCAAUGUUCACGAUCUGCGUCUGCGUCCCCUCUGACCCCCUGUUCCCACCGUCACCCUCACCAGCACAGCGAGCGCUGGAGCGCCAGCACACCGGAUAUUACACAACGCCAGCGCAGACGCAACUCCACUCCGGCUGAGAAGAAAAAGAAAGAGAAGAAAGACAAAGAGAGGGAGAACGAAAAAGAGAAGAACGCUCUAUCGAAAGAAAAGGUGCAGAAGAAGAGACAGUCACAGUCCAUCACUAGGACUAAACCAGAGCCCAGCACUAACAUUAAACCCAAGAGCAGAGUUUCAUCACCUGCGCCCCCCCGAAGUCGCCCCCUGUCCCCCAACCCUGCAGUACCCCCCAAACCCACCCCCUCUUCAGGCCGAACUCCUCCCGGAACAAAGACCAGGCCCAAACGAGCUCAGACCCCAGCCCGGGUACAGCCCCCUGCUGUCGGCACUGUCGCCGUGGAGACAAAGAAAGAAGCCGAUCAGCCUGAACCCCCUAAAGAGGCGAAGACUACACCAACUGUUCCUGCCAUCACAGUUUCUGCCUCUCCUGCAACCCCACCUUCUGCCACUCAGCCAAUCACAGCCACGCCUCAGACCCCUGAGCCUGCCCCAGCAGUGACCACGCCUACUCCUCCAGCUGAGCCCACCCCACCUGCAGCCAAGCCAAUGGCUGGCACCAACAACCCAGAGGAGGCGAGCCGGGUGCUGGCGGAAAAACGGCGUCAGGCCCGUGAGCAGAGAGAGCGAGAGGAGCAGGAGAGGCUGGAGCAAGAGCAGAGAAACAGGGCUCUGCGCGAGGAGAAUGCUAGGAGAGAGGAGGAGGAGAGGAGGCGCAGGGAGGAGGAGGCACGCUUCAUGGCAGAGCAGCAGCGUCUGCAGGAGGAGAGGGAGGCUCAGGAGAGAGCCCGCGCCGAGCAGGAGGAGAACUUGCGCCUCCAGAAACAGAAAGAGGAGGCGGAGUCCAAGGCGAGAGAGGAAGCGGAGCGACAGAGGAUUGAGAGAGAGAAGCAUUUCCAGAAAGAAGAGCAGGAACGUCUAGAGAGAAAGAAGCGUCUGGAGGAGAUCAUGAAGAGGACACGUAAGAGUGACGCUGGAGAGAAGAAAGAUGCCAAGUCUCCAGCUCAGGUCAACGGCAGGGAGAAAGAGAAAAAUCCUGCCACCUCACUGAAUCCUUCUGCGACCCUCAAUAACCAAUCACAGGGAGACGUGAAAGUGAGUCCUGUGGCCUGGGGGUCUUCUCCAGUGGUGAAUGGAGUCCAGCCCACCAAACACCACAAUGGCCUGUCAUCCAAUGGGGAAGCUGCUGACUUUGAGGAGAUCAUCCAGCUGUCCAAUCACAACAGCAGCGGCAACAGUGGGCAGGGCCAGCCACAGACUGACCCAAUCAUGGCCUUUGAGGGAGGGGAGCCCUACCUGAUGAAGGCAGGUCCUAUGAAGCCCCAACAUGUGGCAGAAGUCCUGUGAGCGGUCAGCCACCCAGAAGGACGAGCCUUACGGAGCCACCAACAUGUAUAAAUACAGCAAGUGCAGAUCCACCAGCGAAAGUGUGCCAAACCGUCAGAGCGACGGCUGAAACUGUUUGGGUGAAGCCGAAGCCUCUCUGCUGUCUCUGAGGAAACGAGCAGCUGAAGACACAGAGACGAGGACAUUCAUCCUAUUUACAUAUUAAACAAGAUAAAGUUUGCAAAAAAAACAAAGCAAAACAAAACAAAAAUAAGUGUUUCCGUCUUUCUCACCGUGUGUCAUGGUGCAACAGUGUUGAGUUUUAUCGAAUCGUCACCCAGCAAUUUUGUGGCGCACCUUAAAAGACUGUUUAAGGAAUUUUAGAGAGCAACUUGGAAAUAUACAAUAUUUGGCUAUUGUUAUGAUAUAUAAUUAUUGAUGUUGUUGUUCUUAUGAUAUAUCUCUGUUGUUCUUUUAAUUUCAGAAAAAAAAGAUGUGUGUGUGUUUUGUCUUGAAUUCUUGAGUUAUUUAACAUCGGACGCGUUAGCAGAGGAGGUAUGUAAAUGUAUAUUUGCCUGACCUGUGGAAUAAAUCUUUAUGAAAGGGAGCUUGAAGUUGUA